UUUCCCAAUCUGAUGCAUCACACAACCAGGAUGACCAAUGAGUACUGCUGAAAUAUCCUAUCUUGAAAAUAACGGUGGCGUCAAGCACGCCAUCACCCCUGUUUCGCUGCUGCGGGGAUCCUGGACAGGAGCUUGACCACAUGAUGCGUAUGCGACGCCCGUUAGCUUGGGAAUAAAACUAUGAUUCGAUGUAACACAUACUAAAAAAAAAUGCUAUUCCAAGAUAUUAAACAUGUCCCAGCUUGACGAGCCUUCUCCCGAAGCAGCCGUCGGACAAAGACUCUUGAAGCUAGUAUUUCUCGCGCUUCUUUCAGCUUCGGCUUCGCUUUCGAGAACCAGCUCCUAGGUAGAUAACAGGUUAUCGAAAUUGCAAUAGAAUGCCGGGCAGCGCAUCCCCAGACCCGAGUGUCACUGACAUGUCGUUGAGUCAGCGCUUGAAGCACUUCAACGGGUUCCUCGCCUUCCUGCUCGUCUUCUCGGGAUUCUGCGCUUUCAACUACGGUUACGAUGUCGGAACGUUUGGUGGUGUGCAGGGUCUUCCUUCUUUCACCCGAAAAUUCGGCGAGUGUGACGAGGAUGGGGUUUGUGCUCUACCUGGGUGGUUAUCGUCGGUCAUGACCGCUACGCCAUUCUUUGGGAAAGCUCUGGGAUGUAUUGGAGCUGGUUGGAUCGCCGAGAGAUUCGGACGUAAAGCUACAUUUUAUCUCCUGUGCAUCGUUUCUAUAAUCGGGGUCACGCUGCAGACAACUUCAGUCACCUCUCGAGCCCAGUUCACACUGGGCCGUAUCAUCACCUACGGGCAGACCGGCAUAGCGAUCGUGCUUGUCCCUAUUUAUCAAGCUGAAACCACACCUAGAGAGCUUCGCGGCAUGUUUGCCUCGACCAUCCAACUGAUGAUCGUGUUUGGGCAAGUAGUGUCGUCGCUCGUCACCUACGGCACGAAAAGCAUUCCGAGCACCGCCGGUUGGAGAAUCCCUAUCGGGCUGCAGCUAGUCUCACCAGGAAUUCUCCUUAUCUUGCUUACAUUUGUUCCAGAAUCUCCUCGCUGGCUUCUCGACCGCCAGAGAGACGAUGAAGCGUUCAACAGCCUGCGGAAGCUGAGAAAACACUCUAGCAAUGAGGAUAUACAUUUGGAGAUUGAGUCGUUGAAAUAUGCUUGUGCUCAUGAAGACAAGGGGACAUGGGCGGAGGUCUUUGACAAAAUCAACCGGGUUCGCACAAUGAUUGCGGUAAUUGCCAUGUUCGGUCAACAAAUCACUGGUCAGGCUUUCCCUAGCCAAUACGGCGUCAUCUUCUAUCAAUCCCAAGGAUUUGGACAGAAAGCUUUCCUGUACAACGUUAUUGGGAACCUAGUCUCCCUUGUCGCUUGUUUUUUGACUUGGGGCUAUGUCGAUCAGGUUGGCCGUCGACCCUUACUCAUGCUUGGCGGCUUCUUUAUGGGCGUCUGGCUCUUUGUUCUCGGCGGUCUAGGCACGAUGAGAACCGAGGAUUUCACGCCGGCCACCUCAAAUCUCCUAGUCGCGUCGCUCCAGCUCUUCAGUGUUUUUUAUAACUUGUCGUGGGCGCCUAUCUCCUACGUUGUCGUAUCUGAAGCCGCGACCCUGCGUCUCAAAGAAAAGACCAACCUUGUCGCCAGCGUCUUCUCUGUGCUAACCACCUUUGUCGUCAGCUUCACAACCCCGUACCUCAUCAACCCUGAGUACGCAAACCUCGGAGGUAAAGUCGGGUUUAUCUACGGCAGCUUUAACUUUGCCAUGGUCGUCGCGACGUUCUUUGUGAUCCCCGAGAUGAAGGGUCGCACACUCGAGGAGAUCGAUCAGCUCUUCGCGUCAGGCGUCUCGCUGCGCAAGUUUGGAAGCGUCAAGACUAGAACUGCACAAGAGUUGUAUGAGUCCGACAUUGAUAAAAAGGUAGACAAUCAAGAAGAUACUCCAGAUAGGGCAAUCGGCAUUAGAGCGACUGGGCUGGCUCGCUGACGAUAUUGAAGGAAUUGCAUGAGUUUUAGACUCAUUUUUUGUUUCUAAUAGGUAUCACACAGCCAAGACUGUCAAAUAUGCCAAGACUCUAGGCCAUCUACUCUAUGCCUUUGGCGAAAGUGAAGCAUAAGCAAUUGGGUUUACUGAGUGGUAAGGCCAGAUAGUUACAUGCAGUUAAAACCAGCAAUGACCUAGGCAAAGGAAGCCGAAUAGGCGGAGAUCCUAGAUUCUGUGAAGCCUAACCAGCAUAAAGCGCCUAGGUUAUAUCACACUUUGAAGAGAUGGGUGCCUAGGUGGGAUGUCAUCAUCAUCCAUCCUACAUCCUCUUCAAUGUUCUGCUCGAUCUAUUACCUCUUAGACCUUUUUAUCUUCAGCAGGACUCAGUACAUUCCUACUAUGUAGGUACUUAGGUACACGGUAGCAGGGACCCUCUAUAAGG
Xylaria bambusicola is the source of this 2415-nucleotide messenger RNA. Its product is annotated as general substrate transporter. Gene Ontology annotation, biological process: transmembrane transport; carbohydrate transport. Lineage: Eukaryota; Fungi; Ascomycota; Sordariomycetes; Xylariales; Xylariaceae. The record is from RefSeq and is a predicted model, not a curated record. The transcript is spliced from 6 exons. Bases 378 to 1976 code for a protein of 532 amino acids. Gene Ontology annotation, molecular function: carbohydrate:proton symporter activity. Gene Ontology annotation, cellular component: membrane.